UGCCACAUCAUUGGUGUCAGGGGGAGGAAUAGUGCCCCAUCGUUGGUGUCAGUGGGGGGAGGAAUAGUGCCCCAUCGUUGGUGUCAGUGGGGGGGAGGAAUACUGCCCCAUCGUUGGUGUCAGUGGGGGGGAGGAAUACUGCCCCAUCGUUGGUGUCAGUGGGGGGGAGGAAUACUGCCCCAUCGUUGGUGUCAGUGGGGGGGAGGAAUACUGCCCCAUCGUUGGUGUCAGUGGGGGGGAGGAAUACUGCCCCAUCGUUGGUGUCAGUGGGGGGGAGGAAUACUGCCCCAUCGU
Messenger RNA from Staurois parvus, 294 nucleotides. The record is from the annotation of a GenBank genome assembly. Lineage: Eukaryota; Metazoa; Chordata; Amphibia; Anura; Ranidae.